Messenger RNA from Racocetra persica, 260 nucleotides. Lineage: Eukaryota; Fungi; Glomeromycota; Glomeromycetes; Diversisporales; Gigasporaceae. The record is from the annotation of a GenBank genome assembly.
UAUAUCUAAAUAUGAAAGAACCUAAUAAAUAUCCGAAAGUGGUAAAUGUAUCGUUCACCUUCUGUGCUGUUGUUUAUAUUUUAAUAGCCGUGUGUGGUUACUUAAUGUAUGGAAAUCAGGCAAUGUCAGAGAUAACGCAAAACAUCGAUUCAACACGAGAUAAUUUAGAACUUCUUAAUCAGCUUCUAAUGUGGCUCAUAGCGAUUCCUCCAUUCGGAAAAUUCGCACUUAAUUUAAGUGCAAUAAAUUUACACAUAGAA